Messenger RNA from Zymoseptoria tritici IPO323, 1364 nucleotides. RefSeq lists its product as uncharacterized. Bases 57 to 1364 code for a protein of 435 amino acids. Gene Ontology annotation, molecular function: fumarylacetoacetase activity. Lineage: Eukaryota; Fungi; Ascomycota; Dothideomycetes; Mycosphaerellales; Mycosphaerellaceae. Gene Ontology annotation, biological process: L-phenylalanine catabolic process; L-tyrosine catabolic process; homogentisate catabolic process. The record is from RefSeq and is a predicted model, not a curated record. The transcript has a single exon.
AUCGACGUCGACUGUCUGGCUAUCCCGACCGCCUUGAUCGAGACCAUACUCCCAUCAUGCCUCCACUCAAGAGCUGGCUCGAGAUUGACCCCAAGAGCCACUUCUCCAUCCACAACAUCCCCUUGGGCAUCAUCUCGACAGCAUCCUCACCCCAACCACGACCCGCCGCAGCCAUUGGCGACUAUGCUCUGGACCUACAAGCUUUCGCAGCAGGCAAUGGCUUCUCCAAACUGUCCAUCAUCCAGCCUCACCAAGCCGUCUUCUCGCAACAAACCUUGAACGACUUCGCAGCCCUGGGCAGGCCAAUCCAUCGAGUCUUCAGAGAGUACAUCCAAAGCAUCCUCCUCGAGAACGGACCAUUCCCAGAUGUCCUCCAACAGAACCAAGACCUACAAAAAAGCGCCCUCAUACCUCUCUCACAAUGCAAACUACACCUCCCCAUGCAAAUCGGCGACUACACAGACUUCUACGCCGGUCUCAACCACGCCUACAACGCCGGCUGCCUCUUCCGCACCCCCUCCACCGCUCUGCAACCCAAUUACAAGCAUCUUCCCGUCGGCUACCACGGCCGUGCAUCAUCCAUCGUCGUCUCCGGCACUCCUAUUCGUCGUCCGAACGGGCAGAUCCUCCUCGACCCAACCGCGGAACCGAAACAACCUGUUCUCUCCCCGUCGCGGAAAUUGGACAUUGAACUUGAGCUGGGAUGUUUCGUAUGCACGCCGAACGAACAGGGCGUACCGGUUAGCAUUGAAGAGGCGGAAGAGAGACUAUUUGGAGUGGUGCUGUUGAAUGAUUGGAGCGCGAGGGAUAUUCAGGCGUGGGAAUAUGUCCCUCUUGGGCCGUUUUUGGCAAAGUCUUUUGCGACGACGAUUAGUCCCUGGGUGGUGUUGAUGGAUGCGCUGGAGCCGUUUAAAACAGCUGGGAUUGAGUCGGAGACGGAGGUUUUGCCGUAUUUGCAGGAGAAGGACAGGAAGUCGCGGUAUGCGAUUGAUCUGAAGUUUAGUCUGACUCCAGCUGGAGAGGGACAAGAUAGGACCACACUGACCAAGACGUCGGCGAAGGAGUUACUGUUCUCGUUCCCGCAGAUGUUGGCGCAUCAUACUGUGGGAGGCUGUCCGAUGAAGACGGGAGAUUUGAUGGGGAGUGGGACGAUUAGUGGCACGGAGAGAGGGGAGUUUGGAAGUUUGUUGGAGUUGACGGAGGGUGGGAAGAGGGAGGUUGAGUUGAAUGGUGGGCAGAAGAGGAGGUUCUUGGAGGAUGGAGAUGUCGCUGUGUUGGAGGGAGUUUGUGGGGAGGAGGGAGGGUUGGUUGGAUUUGGUGAGUGUGUAGGGAGGAUUGAGAGGGCGGUGGAGAUGAAGUUCUAG